AUGCGAGCGGCGGCGCGGGAGCGGGCGGCGCGGGGCGGCGCGGGGCGGCGGGAGCGGCUGCGGCUGUACGACGGCUGGGCCGGCCUCUACGAGCAGGAUGUGGCGGCGCUGGAGUACCGCGCCCCGCACUUGGCCGCCGCUUCACUCGCUUUCGCCUUCCCCGCCCCGCCCGCCGGAGCGCGGCUGCUCGACGUGGGCUGCGGCACCGGGCUCGUAGCGCGGGAGCUCCGGCGCCGCGGUUUCCGCUGCCUGCACGGCGUGGACGGCAGCGCGGGGAUGCUGGAGCGGGCGCGGAGCACCGGCCUCUACCGGCAGCUGCAGCGGUGCGUCCUGGGCCAGGAGCCGCUGCCCGCGCCCUCAGAGCACUACGACGCCGUGACGGCCGUGGGAGCCCUGAGCGAGGGGCAGGUGCCGAGUGUGGCCGUGCUGGAGCUGCUGCGGGUCACCAAGCCCGGAGGCUUCCUCUGCCUGACGACCAGGAGCAACCCCUCCAACCUGCGCUACAAGGCGGAGCUGGAGGCGCUGCUCAAGAGGCUGGAGAAGAAUGGAGCCUGCCAGAAGGUCCUGGCCCAGGAGGUGGAGUACUGGGAGAGAGCCACCUCCGAGGAGGAGAGCACCAAGGGCACUGGCUACAUCUCUGGGGUGGUCUACAUCUAUCAGAGAUGCCGCCUCCUGCCCCUGGAGGAGAGCUGAGAGCUGCAGCAGCUCAGGGAGGGGGGUGAGCACUUGGCCCCUUGUGAAACGCAGCCCAAGGGCAGCUGCUGGGAGGUGCCUGGUUUUGGGGAGCUUCCCCAUUCCCUUCCCUGGCUCCUUCCCCUCAAGGUCUGAGCCCUGGGGACUUUGCCUGCUCCACGUGGGGGAGGUCUCCCAGCACUACCAUAAGCUGUGACAUUCAGGUACGGUCCCCAACACCUUGGCCUUCCCUGUGGCAUCUUGCAGCCCCACCUGGCUCCUCUGUUGCCUCCCACCCAGGAUGUGGUUUCCCUGCUGCACCCACCUCUCAGCCCUUACGGUCAAAAUCUGGUUCCUUCAUUUCCCCCAGCCUGUGAUCUCCCCUGUGAUCUUUCCUGGGGGACUGUUGGAGGUGGAUCCCCAUCCCCAUCCUCCCCAGGAGUUACCAAGACACCCCCAGGCCCAAAGCAGGAGCAGCUGUGCCAAGAUGACGCCCAGCCAGAGCAGCUUUUCCCAGCACCCAUCAGCCUUUCAUCCCACAGCAGCUGCUGAAGCCUCUGAUUUUCCUGUGGCUUUGUAGCUGAUGCUCUGGGUGGGAAUCGAGGCUGGAAGGGACUUGCAGGAGCCAGUGGCCUCUCCCCAGCCAGGGGCUGCCUGGCAUCGCCUGCCCUGCCUGUUCCCCGAGCCCCUGCCAUGCUGCCUCCGCCCUUCCUCCUCCACUGCUCCCUUGGGAAGUUUCUUACCCAAAUCUCUCGCUGGGAUGUUUGGUUUUGUUUCCUUUUCUCUUCCCCCAGACUGGUUCCUGCUCAUCCUGUUCCCAUGGCCCUGGGCAACAGGUUUCUUCCUUCCACUUGAGAGCCUUUCCCAGGCAGGAGGUCGUGGCUGCGUCUGUCCCUGUCCCCCAUCCUGGGCCAUCCCUCAUCUCUCACCCUCACCAUGGCUCUUGUCACCUCUCCACAUUGCUCCCCCUCAGGUCUUGGGGUCCCUGUGCCUGUCAGGGGUAGCUGCCCUGCUACCCUCUCCCCCUGAUUGUCCCCAGCACUGUCCUCUGGGCAGCCAGGAUUCGUGGCUGUCCCCAUCCCUGCACUUGUUGAAUAAACCCU
Colius striatus (speckled mousebird) is the source of this 1775-nucleotide messenger RNA. It is a transcript of the gene METTL27, whose product is annotated as methyltransferase like 27. The coding region runs from base 1 to 693 and encodes 230 amino acids. Lineage: Eukaryota; Metazoa; Chordata; Aves; Coliiformes; Coliidae. The transcript is spliced from 5 exons. The record is from RefSeq and is a predicted model, not a curated record.